This is a messenger RNA of Mercurialis annua (annual mercury), 727 nucleotides long. RefSeq lists its product as uncharacterized. The transcript has 2 exons. NCBI's taxonomy places the organism in Eukaryota, Viridiplantae, Streptophyta, Magnoliopsida, Malpighiales, Euphorbiaceae. The coding region runs from base 101 to 661 and encodes 186 amino acids. The record is from RefSeq and is a predicted model, not a curated record.
CUGAAAGGAACAAAAAAUAAUAUUGAUUUCACCUUUUUGUGCAGAUUAUUCAUAAAAAAUAAUUAAUGAAUCUCCACUGAUUCAUAAAUUUGUGUAUGAGAUGGAAGAAUCUCCUCUAAAUCUUGAGCUUAUUGAUGAGGCCAUCAAGAAAUUGUUGGCGGAAAAUAAAAACCAGAAAGAAAAUUCUUCCGACGAUCAUAUCCUCCUCAAUCGAUUACUUUCUGAGUUGGAAGUACUAAAAAGGGAGAGUACAGUAAAGGAAUUCGAAAAUGAGGUUAAUUCUCAUUCAGUUGGUGAGGCAGGUUUAGCAAUUGAGGAAAUCGAUCCGGAGAGGGAAAAUAGCAGUUCGGACGAGAUUCUAAAAGAGAUAAAACAAGUGAAGAAGCAGAAUUUUGUGACACAUUGCCUUCUUUCAGCUUUACUUGUGGUCACUGUGGUCUGGCAAUUAUCAGAGCUCACUCUCAUUUUGAGGCUUAAAGAUGGAGUUAGCCACCCUUUCAAAUCCUUCGGAAGUUUUCUGGGCGGUAUUAUCAAACUUCCCUUUCCGAACGGAAAAGUUGCAGAAAAAGAAGGGCACACAGAGGAUGAUUCUCCUCUCCCUCUUCAUAUUCCAGAGAUUCCCCAGAUAACUGAUUUAAGUUUAUAUGGUGACAACAAAUAAAUGUUUUGCUGUUAUUACAGUCUUCAGAACCAAAACCUGAAAAGGAAAAAGAAUAUUUUUGUGGCA